Molecule: messenger RNA, 849 nt
Organism: Knipowitschia caucasica
Lineage: Eukaryota; Metazoa; Chordata; Actinopteri; Gobiiformes; Gobiidae
Source: the annotation of a GenBank genome assembly
AUGGCGACUCAGGAUGGAAGUGCAGAUGUCAUAAUGGAAUCUGACACAAGGCCAACUGAUGAUGAACCACUGGAGGGCGAGUCAGAAAAUACGUCUAAAACGGAUUUGACAAACGCCACAACUCAGGACUGUAGUAUUAGCAACGGGGACGAGGCAGACGAGCAGCAGGAGAUGGUUGACUUGAAAAUUAUCUGGAAUAAGAAUAAGUAUGAUCUGAAAAUUGGUAUUGACAGCACUGGAGCCAAAUUAAAAGAGAAAAUUCACUCACUCACUGGUCUUCCACCAUCAAUGCAGAAAGUGAUGUACAAAGGACUGCUCCCUGAAGACAAAACGCUUCGGGAAAUAAAGGUUACGAACGGUGCAAAAAUAAUGGUAGUAGGAUCUACGAUGAACGACGUUUUAGCUGUGAAUACGCCCAAAGAGGUUGUCCAGCAGGAAGUCAAAGCCGAGGAAAACAAGAAGGAACCUUUAUGUAGGCAAAAGCAACAUAGGAAGGUCUUGGAUAAAGGUAAACCAGAAGACAUAAUGCCAGCUGUCAAAGGAACCAAGGAGCGAUUACCAACAGUGCCUUUAUCCGGGAUGUUCAACAAAUCCGGAGGAAAAGUUAGACUCACUUUCAAACUGGAGCAGGAUCAGUUGUGGAUCGGAACAAAGGAGAGAACAGAGAAAGUCCCAAUGGGCUCCAUUAAGAACGUAUUGUCUGAGCCCAUCGAAGGCCACGAGGACUAUCACAUGAUGGCUUUUCAGCUCGGUCCAACAGAAGCCUCUCAAUACUGGGUCUACUGGGUGCCUGUCCAGUUUGUUGAUGCAAUCAAAGACACAGUCCUUGGAAAAUGGCAGUAUUUCUAA